This is a messenger RNA of Candidula unifasciata, 155 nucleotides long. NCBI's taxonomy places the organism in Eukaryota, Metazoa, Mollusca, Gastropoda, Stylommatophora, Geomitridae. The record is from the annotation of a GenBank genome assembly.
GAAAUCAUGGCGAUGUUCGAACCAGGAGAAGUUGGAGAUCAGUUCAUGUUGCCAGCUCGACCAUCAGAUAUUAUUGACAUGACUAGAGGCUCUGUCAUUGAUGAAAUCUGGUGCUCUUGGUGUAUGUGGGUCAACAGUUGUGAGCCAUUCGUUGG